AUGCGCACGCAACAACCUCACGCCUCGCAGCGCGAUGUCCCCGCCGGCGACCUCCCGGACUGCGACGGGACGGCCGGCGCCUGCUUCCCCGGGCGCGGGCUGUGCUGCCCCGACGACCCGCUCGACCUCGUCCUCCAGCUCUUCCCCGCUCACACCGCCGCGGACCGAGCGCCGCCGUCGUCGCUGGCCGCGCUCGGCAUAGGCGGCGGCGGUGGAGAGCCGCCCCGUAGGGUUAAGCAGGAGCCGGAGCCGCCGCAGCCGCUGGCGGAGAGCGCGUAUGGCGGCGUCGGCGUCGGCGACGGGUGGGAUUCUUGGGGCUUGUCCAGCUUCCCUCUUGAGGGACUCUGCGGCCUCGAGGAAAUUGACGUGGACAUGUUCUUUGCUGACGACGCGCUGGACGGCGGCGGCGGCGGGGAAGCGACCGAAGGCAACUUGCUCUGCGACCCGACGGAAGCCAAGCCCAAGCCGCCGGCGCACAUCACAGCUGCUGGUGGUCCCGUUCACACGCGCGGCUCGUUGGGCGGCGCUGUCGUCCCCAAUGACGCGUCACCGUUGCCCGCGCCCAUGCCAGCUGGCGCUUCCCCCCUCCAAGCGUACGACGCGUGCCGUGCGUUCGAUGGCGCCGUUUUCAACAACGCGUCCGCGUCGCCGCCGCCGGCGACGACGGCGCCCGUGCAAGCGGGUGGUGCGCCGCCCGUCUUUGUCACCAACAACAGCACGCCGCCCGUCUUUGUCACCAACAACAGCACGCCGCCCGUCUUUGUCACCAACAGCAGCACGCCGCCAUUGCCGGCGCUCAUCAUGCCAGCUGCUCCCGCGCCCAUGCCGCCAGCUGCUGGUCUUCACGCGUGCGGCGCGUUGCCCGGCAUUGCCUCUAACUGCGCGCCUGCACCGCCGCCAUUGCCGGUUCCCAUGCCAGCUGCUGGUCUUCACGCGUGCGGCGCGUUGCCCGGCAUUGUCUCUAACAGCGCGCCUGCGCCGCCGCCACUGAUGGCGCUCCUGCCAGCACGUGCUCUCCACCCGAACGCCGCCGCGCUGGCCGGCGUUUACUCCAGCACCAACGCGCCGGCGCACGCCCCUCCGUCAGCCACGCCAUCGUCGUCGCCACCGUCCCGCGCGUCUUCCGGUUCGGGCCGCUGCCCGUCAUCAGCAACAUCGGAGCCCGAGUUCUUGCAACCCCAUCGUGCUUGGGUUGUGCCGAGGAAGCAGCGGAGCCCACCAGCAGUCAACCGCCGCAAGCGGCCCUGGGUGCUCGACUUCCCUCUCCAUGCCUUGCCGCCGGUCGCUCCUCCUCCUCCGGCCAACCCCGGCGCCGGCGGUGACGACGACGAUGCCAAGAACCGGUACGCCUUGGUGCCUGUCGUUCCUCCUCAUCCUCCGGGCAACACCGGCGGUGACGACAUUGCCGGUGGCGGGGGUAUCCGCCGGCGCCGCCCCGGGCCACGCCAGAGGAACAGGCAAGCGCAGAGGGUAUGCAGCCACUGCCACUCGCCGGAGACGCCGCAGUGGCGCGCAGGCCCGGACGGGCCGGGCACGCUGUGCAACGCGUGUGGGAUACGCUACGCGGCGAACAGGCUGCUGCCGGAGUACCGGCCGUCGACGGCUCCUAGCUUCCGGAGCGGGCAGCACUCCAAUCGCCACCGGAAGGUGAUGAAGCUCAGGGAGCAGCAGAUGAAGGCGGCGACGGAGGAGAAGCCGUCGGAACAACAGCCGAUGGAAGAUGAUCGUACGGAGAAAGAUGAUGAUGGGUUCAUGGGUGUGCGCGCGUACAUAUCAGCAGCAGGCUUGUGA
This is a messenger RNA of Miscanthus lutarioriparius, 1791 nucleotides long. The record is from the annotation of a GenBank genome assembly. Lineage: Eukaryota; Viridiplantae; Streptophyta; Magnoliopsida; Poales; Poaceae.